Messenger RNA from Oncorhynchus gorbuscha (pink salmon), 1700 nucleotides. RefSeq names its product zinc finger protein 252-like. NCBI's taxonomy places the organism in Eukaryota, Metazoa, Chordata, Actinopteri, Salmoniformes, Salmonidae. Gene Ontology annotation, molecular function: RNA polymerase II cis-regulatory region sequence-specific DNA binding; DNA-binding transcription factor activity. The record is from RefSeq and is a predicted model, not a curated record. Gene Ontology annotation, biological process: regulation of transcription by RNA polymerase II. The coding region runs from base 72 to 1391 and encodes 439 amino acids. The transcript has 4 exons.
CAGACAGACGCGUCACAGUUUGUCUGAUCUUUUCCAAUUUCUCCCUCUUUCGUUAAUCUCGCCAGCUAUCGAUGUCAACAAACAUGCAGGCUCAUCUGUCUGUACAGACACAACUUGCCUCGAUAAUGGACGUGCUUGCUAGAGCAGCCGUUGACGAGAUAAGUCAACUCUUUUCCGAGAGCUCGGCUGAUUUGCAGUUGGAGAUUUCUCGCAGCUACAAAGAAAACGAAGCUCUGAAAAUGAGGAUGAAGGUGAUGAAGAACGAGCUUUUCACUCUGCGACUACAAAGGGCGAGUACACCGCGGGGCAGUCGCUUUUCUUUCAGCAGAACUUUAUGCAGGCCUCGGGGGAAACUCGCAGAUAAGACACCUGAGCACCAGACAUCCAUUUACAGCAGGGAUGAUGCCCCAAUUACAAUAGGGGAAGAGGAGAUACCAUCCACAGUCAAAAAAGAGUGUGCAGAUUUGGAGAGUCCAGAUGUCAUCUUGAUAAAAGAUGAGGAGGGUCCUGACGAUGACUUUGGAGGAUGUGGGCCAGAUGCAGGUCAUGACGAUAUUUGUGGUGAGAAUGUUACCAUGGUGACACCACAGCCGGAACAUGCCACCCAGAGACUAGGUCACGAUGAGGGACCAUACAGCAUGAAUGACCCUCACGGUCAUGGUCGAGGUGAAGGAGCGCUGUGCAGCGUGACCAGUACUGAGAACUACCCUUUCUUCAGAGCCCCAGAAAUACCUCAGAGUUUGCCCUCACACUCUGGUCUGCUGCCAGACCACACAAUCAGCCAUCAGAUACAGCUGAACACUCAUUCUAUUGGGGAACCACUGCAAGGCAACCCCCAAAUGAGGGGCUUGCAGAGUGACAGAGGGAGUUUGCCGAGAGGGGAUACAGGAGGACGGGGUCUGAAAAUCGUACAGGUAGCUUCCCUAGAAACCACCCCAACGACCCCAACAACAGCCAUGGUAACAGGGGGUGUGACUGUGAGGCGCCCUAGUCUUGUAAACCAGUUCCAGCGCCACCACGUCCCCCAUGGUACCAAACCGUUGUUCUGUAGCGACUGUGGGAAGCGCUUCUCUCGCCGGCUUGACUUGAUCCGCCACCGAGCGGUCCACACAGGAGAGAAGCCUGUCGUAUGCAACCUCUGUGGGAACUCGUUUGUCAACAAGACGACACUGAGGGUCCACAUGCGUAUUCAUACAGGGGAGAAACCUUACAUGUGCUCCCUGUGUGGGAAGGGUUUCACCCAGAAUGGCAGCCUGACCAUCCAUCUGAGGACCCACUCUGGGGAGAAACCCUACAGCUGCUCCCACUGUGGAGCCUCUUUCAACAACCCCAGCAACCUGCGCAGACACAUGGUCACACACCCAGAGCAGGCAGGGACGCUGACACUCUGACACCCAAACUCACCGGUGGCCAGUGGGGCUUUAGGUUCUUUAUUUUUCUUCAGCAUUCUCUCAUUCUUGUUCUCAUUCAAUUCCAUAUAUGCUUUAUUGGCAUAAAUGGGUUGUUGCCACUGUGGCCAAAGCAAAGUAUAUGAAGUAUUACAUAAAUUAACAACGUUUUGAACAAAAAGAAUCAUAUACAGUGAACAAAAAUAUAAACGCAACAUGCAACAAUUUCAAAGAUUUUACUGAGUUAUAGUUCAUAUAAGGAAAUCAGUCAAGUGAAAUAAAUCCAUUAUGCCCUAAUCUAUGGAUUUCACA